This is a messenger RNA of Alternaria burnsii, 1593 nucleotides long. Its product is annotated as quinate permease. The transcript has 5 exons. The record is from RefSeq and is a predicted model, not a curated record. NCBI's taxonomy places the organism in Eukaryota, Fungi, Ascomycota, Dothideomycetes, Pleosporales, Pleosporaceae. The coding region runs from base 1 to 1593 and encodes 530 amino acids. Gene Ontology annotation, biological process: transmembrane transport; carbohydrate transport. Gene Ontology annotation, cellular component: membrane. Gene Ontology annotation, molecular function: carbohydrate:proton symporter activity.
AUGGGUCUCCUUACCCUUGUCGAGGACCGACCGACGCCCAAGGCUGUCUACAACUGGAGAGUCUACACAGCAGCAUGUGUCGCAUCAUGGGCAGCGUGCAUGAUUGGUUACGACAGUGCCUUCAUUGGCACGACACUGGCUCUACCAUCUUUCGUUGAAGAAUUUCGCUUCGCGGAGAUGGAUCCCGCAGACCUAAACCUCACCAAGGCCAACAUCGUCUCGGUAUACCAAGCUGGUGCUUUCUUCGGUGCUUUUGGAGCAUAUGCAUCUAGUCACUACAUCGGCAGGAGGAAGUCUCUUAUUCUCUGGGUCCUCAUAUUCAUCGUGGGCGCUGGUAUGAUGUUGGGUGCCAAUGGCGACCGAGGCCUCGGUUUGAUCAUUGGUGGCCGUGUUCUAGCAGGCCUGGGGGUAGGUGGAUGCAGUAACAUGGUCCCAAUCUAUAUCUCCGAACUGUCACCGCCAGCUGUUCGUGGACGACUUGUUGGUAUCUACGAGCUCGGAUGGCAGGUGGGAGGUCUCGUUGGAUUCUGGAUCAACUAUGGUCUCCAAGAAACCAUGGCGCCUUCUCACAAGCAAUGGAUCAUUCCUUUUGCCGUGCAGCUCAUUCCCGCUGGUUGCUUGUUGCUUGGUGCUUUCUGGAUGAGAGAAUCACCCCGAUGGUGUUUGAGCAAGGGGAAGCGCGAGCAAGCGCUGAAGGAUCUCUGCUGGAUCCGCAACCUCCCCGAAGACCACCCAUACAUCAUGGAAGAGCUUGAGGCUAUAGAUGCUCAAGUCGAACACGACAGACUUACCGUUGGACCCGGUUUCUGGAAGCCAUUCCUUGCGCUUAAGCAUCGUAAGGUACAAUACCGCCUCUUCCUCGGCGGCAUGCUGUUCCUUUGGCAGAACGGAUCUGGAAUUAACGCGAUCAACUACUACUCUCCAACCGUCUUCAAGAGUCUUGGCGUUACUGAAGGGUUUCUUACCACUGGUAUCUUCGGUGUCGUCAAAUGCGUUUUGACUUUUGUCUGGCUCAUCUGGUUGAUCGAUCGUCUCGGUCGCACGAAGCUCCUUAUGUACGGUGCUCUAGGUGGCUCUCUCUGCAUGUGGUACAUUGCUGCCUACAUCAAGAUCGCAGACCCCGCGAACAACCCUAACCCCUCAGGCAACCUCUCCUCCGGUGGUAUCAGCGCAGUCUUCUUCUUCUACCUUUGGACCGCAUUUUACACGCCCUCAUGGAACGGCACCCCAUGGGUCAUCAACUCCGAGAUGUACAGCCAGCAGACCCGUUCUCUUGGUCAAGCUUUUGCUGCGGCUAACAACUGGUUCUGGAACUUCAUCAUCUCAAGAUUCACUCCUCAAAUGUUUAGUGCCAUGGGCUACGGAGUAUACAUGUUCUUCGCAUCCCUUAUGCUGCUCAGCAUACCGUUCGUAUUCUUCUUGAUUCCUGAAACCAAGGGUAUUCCGCUCGAACGCAUGGACGAGCUCUUCACCAUCAAGCCUGCAUUCAAGGCACACGGCGUCCUGGUUGACAGGAUGAAGGAGAACGAGGAGGUGAACCUCGUAAUCAGGGAUGAGAAGGCAAGGGCGGAUGAACACAAAGAGAUGGCUUAA